Penicillium pulvis is the source of this 1572-nucleotide messenger RNA. Its product is annotated as putative flavin-containing amine oxidasedehydrogenase. The coding region runs from base 1 to 1572 and encodes 523 amino acids. The transcript is spliced from 3 exons. NCBI's taxonomy places the organism in Eukaryota, Fungi, Ascomycota, Eurotiomycetes, Eurotiales, Aspergillaceae. The record is from RefSeq and is a predicted model, not a curated record. Gene Ontology annotation, molecular function: oxidoreductase activity.
AUGUCGGAGAUCCGCAGAAAGAAGGUGGCCAUUAUCGGAGCCGGAGCCGCAGGCAUGUCAUGCGCGGCGAAACUAGCAAAUUAUACAGAGAAAUUCGAGGUCACGAUGUUUGACAUCGACUCUCACACAGGCGGCCAAGCAACCUCAAUCACACUAGAUGAAUCCAAGUACGGAGCAAGCUGGCUAAAUGACGGAGUUCAAGGAGGUUCAGCCAUCUUCCGUCACACAUUUCGCUUCUUCCGCCAAUACGGCUAUGAGCCUCAGCCAGUCCGACUGCAAGUAUCAUUCGGCAAGGGGCCAGGCAGUUUUUGGACAAACGUCUUCCCGAGCCCCCUUGUUGAUCAGCAUUCCCGGGAAAUCAAGAAGCUGGGCCGAGUGCUGAAGUGCAUCAAGUACUUGAUGCCAAUUCUGGGCAUCAUGCCGGUCAAAGUGAUCCUACGCUUGUUUGGGUUCAGCCGCGAUUUCAGCAACAAGAUGGUGUUGCCUUUACUGGCAUUAUUUCUUGGAACGGGGAACCAAACUCCGAAUGUUUCGAGUGUACUUCUGGAGCGAUUGUUUGAUGACCCACAGAUGAAGUUGUGGGAGUAUGAUCCGGACACCUUAUUGCCGAACCUACCGGUGAUGUAUACGUUUCCGAAUCUGGGAGAUUUCUAUAAGGAUUGGGCUUCAGAUCUCCGAUCUAAGGGGGUGGAUAUUAAACUCAAUACUUCUGUGUCGAUUCUAGAGCGCAAUGCGAAGGCUGUUGUGUUGGAAGUCCGAACCAAAACAGAUGAUGAUGGUGAGGAGCUGUCAGGAGCGAAGACUGCCACUUUCGACGAAUUGGUUCUUUGUUGCCCAGCAGACGAAGCAAAGAAACUUCUCGGCCAACAAGCCACAUGGCGAGAGAAGUGGGUUUUGGGUGGCGUGAAAUUCUUCAACGACAUCACCAUUACUCAUUCAGAUUCAGAUUACUUUCAGAAAAUUUUUGAGGCGCAAUAUGAUCCAGGAUUGUGCGCACAGCCGACUACCGACGACCGGAAAAAGCAGAUCGCAUUUGCAGAACAAAAGCCCGUCUGUCAAAAGGAUGGUUGGCUAGGAUAUCGGCCCAUGUAUUACACGCAUUCUUUUGAGUCUGACCCAGACAAGAUUGAGAUGGGAUUCGACUGCACGAACUACCAGCAUCAAUUCCGUGACAAUCUAGGUAUGGGUAGUUCAUCACGGCCCCUGGAUCAACAUGUCUUCCAAACGAUAUUCUUAAAUGACCAGCAGAAGGAUUUGUGGACGUGGAAUGAUAUCGACACGUCAAAGAUUAUUGGACGAAAGUGGUGGCAUCAGUUUGGUCAUCGGUGGCAACAUUAUCUGCGUGUUGUUCCAGGUAUGAUGUUCAUCAACGGCAAGAAUCGAACUCAAUAUGCUGGGAGCUGGACUAUGGUUAAUAUGCAUGAGAUUGCUUGCAUCUCAGGAAUUGCAGCUGCCCACCAACUUGGUGCGGCCUACGAGCCUUUCGAUGAUUUCGCCGAAGACUUCUUCGGCAAAUAUCUACUAGUGAGUCAUGGAACACGCUAUAAAAGAGCCAAGGUGAAGCAAAAUUGA